GACAUCCAACAUACAGAAUCUUUUAUGAUUCAGCCAUCGGGCAGAACUUCCAAGUUGGAAACUUCCCAAUGGCCUCUGCUAUUGAAGAAUUUUGAACGUCUGAACGUAAGAACGAAUCAUUACACGCCAAUUCCUGCUGGCUGUUCACCGUUGUUGAGACCCAUCGAUGAGUACAUAAAGAGUGGGAUAAUUAACCUAGAUAAACCGUCAAAUCCUUCCUCCCACGAGGUCGUCGCCUGGAUCAAACGAAUCCUCAGAGUUGAGAAAACUGGUCACAGUGGCACUCUGGAUCCUAAGGUGACAGGCUGCUUGAUAGUCUGCAUAGACCGAGCUACGCGAUUGGCCAAAUCACAGCAAGGGGCGGGCAAAGAGUAUGUUGGGAUCUUUAGGCUGCACGAAGCUGUCGAGAAUGAGAAACAGAUUCUAAUGGCUGUUCAGUCGUUAACUGGAGCUCUGUUUCAAAGACCACCAUUGAUAUCUGCCGUCAAGAGGCAGCUUAGAGUCAGAACUAUUUAUGACAGCAAGCUUGUUGAAUAUGAUAAAGGGAGAAAUAUGGGCAUUGUUUGGGUUAGCUGUGAGGCAGGCACCUACAUUAGGACGUUGUUUGUCCAUCUUGGUUUGCUUCUUGGGGCCGGAGGUCAAAUGCAAGAGCUGAGGAGAGUUCGAUCGGGAAUCAUGUCAGAAAAUGAUUCCUUAGUCACGAUGCACGACGUACUCGAUGCACAAUGGGUGUACGACAAUCACAGGGACGAGUCCUACCUCCGUCGUGUCAUCCGACCACUCGAGUCCCUGCUCAUCUCACAUAAGAGGAUCAUCCUGAAAGAUUCUGCUGUGAAUGCAGUCUGCUACGGGGCCAAAAUCCUCAUGCCAGGAGUGCUGAGAUUCGACGACGGUAUUGAACUUAACGAGGAGAUCGUCGUCAUCACCACUAAGGGUGAAGCAGUUGCCAUAGCCAUCGCCCUGAUGACAACAGCUGUCAUAGCAUCUUGUGAUCAUGGUUUUGUGGCAAAAAUAAAAAGGGUUGUCAUGGCCCGAGACGUCUACCCUCGGAAGUGGGGGCUCGGACCCGUUGCUGCCAAGAAGAAAGACAUGAUCAAAUCUGGACUUUUGGACAAGCACGGCAAGCCGACGGCUGCAACUCCAAAGAACUGGAUACAGGCGUACACUGAUUUUAGUGAUGAGGAGAAGAAGAAAGAAAAAAAGAAAAAAUUAAAAGAACAAAAACAGCAGCAGAAAUCAGCUGAAGCAGCAGCUGCAACAGCAAAAGAAGUAAAACCAUCGGCUGCUACUGAUCCCAAAGCAUCUCCGGCUACAACAGCUGAUGUCGAAGAAAAGAAGGAAAAGAAGAAGAAGAAAAAAGAGAAAUCGUCAAAAGAUGGCGAGUUAGCAGCGGGAGAGGGUGGUGUUGGAAAAAAUUCGAAUCAAGAAUUGCAGGUUUUUUAA
Molecule: messenger RNA, 1443 nt
Organism: Helobdella robusta
Lineage: Eukaryota; Metazoa; Annelida; Clitellata; Rhynchobdellida; Glossiphoniidae
Exons: 11
Coding region: 25-1443 (472 amino acids)
Biological process (GO): snRNA pseudouridine synthesis; mRNA pseudouridine synthesis; rRNA pseudouridine synthesis
Cellular component (GO): box H/ACA snoRNP complex
Molecular function (GO): pseudouridine synthase activity; RNA binding
Source: RefSeq, a predicted model, not a curated record